AUGGUUCACACUGCAGCUCUAACCACAACUGAGGCUCUAUCCACAACUGGGGCUCUAUCCACAACUGAGGCUCCAACCACUACUGAGACUCCAACCACUACUGAAACUCCAACCACAAAUGAGACUCUAACAACAACUGAGGCUCUAACCACAACUGAGGCUCUAACCACAACUGAGGCUCCAACCACUACUGAGGCUAUAACCACUACUGAGACUCUAACAACAACUGAGGCUGUAACAAUAACUGAGGCUCCAACCACUACUGAGGCUCAAACCACAACAGAGGCUCAAACCACUACUAAGGCUCCAACAACAACUGAGACUCCAACCACAACUGAGGCUCCAACCACUAUUGGGGCUCCAACAACAACUGAGUUUCUAACAACAACUGAGACUCCAACCACUACUGAGGCUCCAACCACUACUGAGGCUUCAACAACUACUGAGACUCUAACAACAACUGAGGCUCUAACCACUACUUCGACUCCAACCACUACUGAGGCUCCAACCACAACUGAGGCGCUAUCCACAACUGAGGCUCUAACCACAACUGAGGCUCUAUCCACAACAGGGGCUCUAUCAACAACUGAGACUCCAACCACUACUGAGACUCCAACCACUACUGAAACUCCAACCACAACUGAGGCUAUAUUCACAACUGAGGCUCCAACCACAACUGAGGCUCAAACCACUACUGAGAUUCCAAAAACAACUGAGACUCACACAACAACUGAGGCUCUAACCAUAACUGCUCUAACCACUACUGAGACUCUAACAACAACUGAGGCUGUAACAAUAACUGAGGCUCCAACCACUACUGAGGCUCAAACCACAACAGAGGCUCAAACCACUACUAAGGCUUCAACAACAACUGAGACUCCAACCACAACUGAGGCUCCAACCACUAUUGGGGCUCCAACCACUAGUGAGAUUCCAACAACAACUGAGGUUCUAACAACAACUGAGACUCCAACCACUACUGAGGCUCCAACUACAACUGAGGCUCCGACAACAACAGAGGCUCUCGUAACAACUGAUACUCCAACUACUACUGAGGCUCCAACAACAACUGAGGCUCCAACCACUACUGAGACUCUAACAACAACAGAGGCUCUAACAACAACUGACACUCCAACCACUACUGAUGCUCCAACCACAACUGAGGCUCCAACAACAACAACGGCUCUAACAGCAACUGAGACUCCAACCACAACUGAGGCUCCAACAACAACAGAGGCUCUAACAGAAACUGAGAUUCCAACCACUACUGAGGCUCCUACCACAACUGAGGCUCCAACCUUUACUGAGACUCCAACAACAACUGAGGCUCCAACCACAAAUGAGGCUCUAAAAACAACUGAGGCUCUUACUGACGCUCCAACCACUACUGAGGCUCCAACCACUACUGAGACUCUAACCAUAACUGAGGCUCCAACAACAACAGAGGCUCUUACAACAACUGAGCCUCCAACCACUACUGAGACUCCAAUCACUACUGAGACUCAAACCACAACUAAGGCUAUAUCCACAACUGAGGCUCCAACCACAACUGAGGCUCCAACCACUACUGAGAAUCCAAAAACAACUGAGACUCAAACAACAACUGAGGCUCUAACCACAACUGAAGCUCUAACCACAACUGAGGCUCCAACCAUAACUGAGGCUCCAACCACUACUGAGAAUCCAAAAACAACUGAGACUCUAACAACAACUGAGGCUCUGACCACUACUGAGACACUAACAACAACUGAGACUCCAACCACUUCUGAGGCUCCAACAACAACUGAGGCUCCAACAAAAACUGGGGCUCUAACAACAACUGAGACUCCAACAACAGCUGAGGCUCCAACCACUACUGAGGCUCCAACAACAACUGAGGCUCUAACCACAACUGAGGCUCCAACCAUUACUUUGGCUCCAACCACAACUGAGGCUCCAACCACAACAGAGGCUCCAACCACUACUGAGACUCUAACAACAACUGAGGCUCCAACCACAACUGAGGCUCCAACCACUACUGAGGCUCCAACAACAACUGAGGCUCUAACAACAACUGAGACUCCAACCACAAUUGAGACUCCAACCAUUGCUGAGACUCCAAUCACUACUAGGACUCUAACAACAACUGAUGCAAUAACCACAACUGAGGCUCCAACCACUACUGAGGCUCCAACAACAACUGAGGUUCCAACCACAACUGAGGCUCUUACAACAACAGAGGCUCCAACCACUACUGAGACUCUAACAAUAACUGAGGCUCCAACCACAAUGGAGGCUCCAACCAGUACUGAGGCUCCAACAACAACUGAGGCUCUAUCAACAACUGAGACUCCAACCAAAACUGAGACUCCAACCACUACUGAGGCGCCAACCACUACUGAGACUCUAACUACAACUGAGGCUCAAACCACAAAUGAGGCUCCAACCACUACUGAGGCUCCAACAACAACUGUGGUUCUAACAACAACUGAGACUCCAACCACUACUGAGUCUCCAACCACAACUGAGGCUCCAACAACAACAGAUGCUCUAGCAACAACUGACACUCCAACCACUACUGAGGCUCCAACAACAACUGUGGCUCCAACCACUGCUGAGACUCUAACAACAACAGAUGCUCUAACAACAACUGAGACUACAACCACUACUGAGGCUCCAACCACAACUGAGGCUCCAACAACAACAGAGGCUCUAACAUUAACUGAGAUUCCAACCACUACUGAGGCACCAACAACAACUGAGGUUCUAACAACAGCUGAGACUCCAACCACUUCUGAGGUUCCAACAACAACUGAGGAUCUAACAACAACUGAGGCUCCAACCACUACUGAGAAUACAAAAAUAACUGAGACUCUAACAACAACUGAGGCUUCAACCACUACUGAGACACUAACAACAACUGAGACUCCAACUACUACUGAGGCUCCAACAACAACUGAGGCUCCAACAACAACUGGGGCUCUAACAGCAACUGAGACUCUAACAACAACUGAGGCUCCAACCACUACUGAGGCUCCAACAACAACUGAGGCUCUGACCACAACUGAGGCUCCAACCACUACUGAGGCUCCAACAACAACUGAGGCUCUAACAACAACUGAGGCUCCAAUCACUACUGAGGCUCCAACAACAAAUGAGACUCAAAUCACUACUGAGGCUCCAACAACAACUGAGACUCCAACCACUAUUGAGACUCCAACCACUACUGAGACUCUAACAACAACUGAGGCUCCAAGCACUACUGAGGCUCCAACAACAACUGAGGCUUCAACCACUAGUGAGGCUCAAACCACUACUGAGGCUCUAACAACAAUUGAGAAAAUAACAACAACUGAGGCUCCAACCACUACUGAGACCCUUACAACAAUUGAGACAAUAACAAUAACUGAGGCUCCAACCACUACAGAGGCUCCAACAGCAACUGAGGCCCCAACCACAACAGAGGCCCCAACCACUUUUAAGGCUCCAACAACAACUGAGACUCCAACCACAGCUGAGGCUCCAACCACUACUGAGGCUCCAACAACAACUAAGGCUCUAACAACAACUGUGACUCCAACCACUACUGAGGCUCCAACCACUACUGAGGCUCCAACCACUACUGAGACUCUAACAACAACUGAGACUCUUAUCACGUCUGAGACUCCAAUAACAACUGAGACUCCAACCACUACUACGACUCCAACCACUACUGAGGCUCCACCCACAACUGAGGCUCUAUCCACAACUGAGGCUCUAUCUACAACUGAGACUCCAAACACUACUGAGACUCAAACCACUACUGAGGCUCCAACCACAACGGAGACUCCAACCCCCACUGAGACUCCAACCACAACUACGACUCUAACAACAACUGAGGCUCCAACCACUACUGAGGCUCUCACCACAACUGAGGCUCUAUCCACAACUGGGGCUCUAUCCACAACUGAGACUCCAACCACUACUGAGACUCCAACCACUACUGAAACUCCAUCCACAACUAAAGCUAUAUCCACAACUGAGGCUCCAACCACAACUGAGGCUCAAACCACUACUGAGAUUCCAAAAACAACUGAGACUCCAAAAACAACUGAGGCUCUAACCACAACUGAGGCUCUAACCACUACUGGGGCUCCAACCACAACUGAGGCUCCAACCACUACUGAGAAUUCAAAAACAACUGAGACUCUAACAACAACUGAGGCUCUAACCUAUAGUGAGACACUAACAACAACUGAGACUCCAACCACUACUGAGGCUCAAACCACAACUGAGACUCCAACCACUACUGAGACUCCGACCACAACUGAGACUCUAACAACAACUGAGGCUCCAACCACUACUGAGGCUCUAACAACAACCGAGGCUCUAUCCACAACUGGGGCUCUAUCCACAACUGAGACUCCAACCAUUACUGAGACUCCAACCAAUUCUGAGGCUCCAACCACAACUGAGACUCCAACCACUACUGAGAUUCCAACCACAACUGAGACUCUAGCAACAACUGAGGCUCAAACCACUACUGAGGCUCUAACCACAACAGAGGCUCUAUCCACAACUGGGGUUCUAUCCACAACUGAGACUCCAACCACCACUGAGACUCCAACGACUACUGAAACUCCAACCACAACUGAGGCUAUAUCCACAACUGAGGCACCAACCACAACUGAGGCUCCAACCACUACUGAGAAUCCCAAAACAACUGAGACUCUAACAACAACUGAAGCUCUAACCACAACUGAGGCUCUAACCACAACUGAGGCUCCAACCACUACUGAGGCUCCAACCACUACUGAGAAUCCAAAAACAACUGAGACUCUAACAACAACUGAGGCUCUAACCACUUCUGAGACAUUAACAACAACUGAGACUCCAACCACUACUGAGGCUUCAACAACAACUGAGGCUCCAACAACAACUGGGGCUCUAACAACAACUGAGACUCUAACAACAGCUGAGGCUCCAACCACUACUGAGGCUCCAACAACAACUGAGGCUCUAACCACAGCUGAGGCUCCAACCAUUACUGAUGCUCCAACCACAACUGAGGCUUCAACCACAACUGAGGCUCCAACCACUACUGAGGCUCCAACAACAACUGAGGCUCUAACAACAACUGAGACUCCAACCACGAUUGAGACUCCAACCACUACUGAGACUCCAACCACUACUGAGACUCUAACAACAACUGAGGCUCUAACCACAACUGAGGCUCCAACCACUACUGAUGCUCCAACAACAACUGAGGUUCCAACCACAACUGAGGCUCCAACAACAACAGAGGCUCGAACCACCACUGUGACUCUAACAACAACUGAGGCUCCAACCGCAACUGAGGCUCCAACCACUACUGAGGCUCCAACAACAACUGAGGCUCUAACAACAACUGAGACUCCAACCACUACUGAGACUUCAACCACUACUGAGGCUCCAACAACUACUGAGACUUUAACUACAACUGAGGCUCUAACCACAAUUGAGGCUCCAACCACUACUGAGAUUCCAACAACAACUGAGGUUCUAACAACAACUGAGACUCCAACCACUAUUGAGGCUCCAGCCACAACUAAAGCUCCAACAACAAUAGAGGCUCUAGCAACAACUGACACUCCAACCACUACUGAGGCUCCAACAACAACUGAGGCUCCAACCACUAAUGAGACUCUUACAACAACAGAGGCUUUAACAACAACUGAGACUCCAACCACUACUGAGGCUCCAACCACAACUGAGGCUCCAACAACAACAGAGGCUCUAACAGCAACUGAGACUCCAACCACAACUGAGGCUCCAACAACAACAGAGGCUCUAACAUUAACUGAGAUUCCAACCACUACUGAGGCUCCAACAACAACUGAGGUUCUAACAACAACUGAGAAUCCAACCACUACUGAGGCUCCAACCACAACUGAGGCUCCAACAACAACAGAGGCUCUAGCAACAACUGACACUCCAACCACUACUGAGGCUCCAACAACAACUGAGGCUCCAACCACUAGUGAGCCUCUAACAACAGCAGAGGCUCUUACAACAACUGAGACUCCAACCACUACUGAGGCUCCAACCACAACUGAGGCUCCAACAACAACAGAGGCUCUAACAGUAACUGAGAUUCCAACCACUACUGAGGCUGCAACCACAACUGAGGCUCGAACCUCUACUGAGGCUCCAACCACUACUGAGGCUCCAACCACAACUGAGGCUCUAACCACAACUGAGGCUCCAACCUCUACUGAGGCUCCAACAACAACUGAGGCUCCAACCACAACUGUGGCUCUAAAAACAAACGAGGCUCUAACAACAACUGAGGCUCCAACAACAACUGAGACUCUAACAACUACUGAGGCUCCAACCACAACUGAGGCUCCAACCACUACUGAGACUCUAACCACAACUGAGGCUCCAACAACAACAGAGGCUAUUACAAAAACUGAGGCUCCAACCACUACUGAGACUCCAAUCACUACUGAAACUCCAACCACAACUAAGGCUAUAUACACAACUGAGGCUCCAACCACAAUUGAGGCUCCAACCAAUACUGAGAAUCCAAAAACAACUGAGAUUCUUACAACAACUGAGGCUCUAACCACUACUGAGGCUCCAACAACAGCUGAGGCUCCAACCACUACUAAGGCUCCAACAACAACUGAGGCUCUAACCACAACUGAGGCUCUAACCAUAACUGAGGCUCCAACCACAACUGAGGCUCCAACCACUUCUGAGAAUCCAAAAACAACUGAGAUUCUUACAACAACUGAGGCUCUAACCACUACUGAGGCUCCAACAACAGCUGAGGCUCCAACCAUUACUAAGGCUCCAACAACAACUGAGGCUCUAACCACAACUAAGGCUCCAACCAUUACUGAGGAUCCAACCACAACUGAGGCUCCAACCACAACAGAGGCUCCAACCACUACUGAGACUCUAACAACAACUGAGGCUCCAACCACAACUGAGCCUCCAACCACUACAGAGGCUCCAACAACAACUGAGGCUCUAACAACAACUGAGACUCCAACCACAAUUGAAACUCAAACCACUACUGAGACUCCAACCACUUUUGAGACUCUAAUAACAACAGAGGCUUUAACCACAACUGAGGCUCCAACCACUACUGAGGCUCCAAUAACAACAGGGGCUCUAACCACUACUGAGACUCUAACAACAACUGAGGCUCCAACCACAAUUGAGACUCCAACCACUACUGAGGCUCCAACAAUAACUGAGGCUCCAACAACAACUGAGACUCCAACCACAACUGAGGCUCCAACCACUUCUGAGACUCCAACCACUACUGAGACUAUAACUACACCUGAGGCUCUAACCACAAAUGAGGCUCCAACCACUACUGAGACUCCAACAACAACUGAGGUUCUAACAACAACUGAAACUCCAACCACUACUGAGGCUCCAACCACAACUGAGGCUCCAACAACAACAGAGGCUCUAGCAACAACUGACACUCCAACCACUACUGAGGCUCCAACAACAACUGAGGCUUUAACCACUGCUGAGACUCUAACAACAACAGAGGCUCUAACAACAACUGAGACUCCAACCACUACUGAGGCUUCAACCACAACUGAGGCUCCAACAACAACAGAGGCUCUAACAGCAACUGAGACUCCAACCACAAAUGAGGCUCCAACAACAACAGAGGCUCUAACAGAAACUGAGAUUCCAACCACUACUGAGACUCCAACCACAACUGAGACUCCAACCUCUACUGAGGCUCGAACAACAACUGAUUCUCCAACCACAACUGAGGCUCUAAAAACAACUGAGGUUGUAACAACAACUGAGGCUCAAACAACAACUGAGAUUCUAACAACAACUGAGGCUCCAACCAAUACUGAGGCUCCAACAACAACUGAGACUCUAUCAACAACUGAGGCGCUAACCACAACUGAGGAUCCAACUAAUACUGAGGCUCUUACCACAACAGAGGCUCUAAAAACAACUGAGGCUCCAACCACUUCUGCAACUCUAACAACAUCUGAGUCUCCAACCACUACUGAGGCUCCAACCACUACUAAGAAUAUAACAACAACUGAGGCUCUAACAACAACUGAGGCUCCAACAACAACUGAGAAACUAACAACAACUGAGGCUGUAACCACAACUGAGGUUCCAACCACUACUGAGCCUCUAACAACAACAGAGACGCCAACCACUACUGAGACUCCAACAACAACUGAGGCUCCAACAACAACUGAUGCUUUAACCACAACUGAGGCUCCAACCACUACUGAGGCUCCAACAACAACUGAGGCUCUAACAACAACUGAGGUUCUAACAACAAAUGAGGCUCCAACCACUACUGAGGCUCUAACAACUACUGAGACUCUAACAACAACUGAGACUCUAACCACACCUGAUGCUCUAACAACUGCUGAGGCUCUAACAACAACUGAGGCUCCAACCACUACUGAGGCUCCAACCACUACUGAGGCUCCAACCACUACUGAGGCUCCAACAACAAUUGAGGCUCUAACCACUACUGAGGCUCAAACCACUACUGAGGCUCAAACAACAACAGAGGAUCUAACAACAACUGAGACUCCAACCACUACUGAGGCUCCAACAACAAUUGUUGCUCUUACCACAAUUGAGGCUCCAACCACUACUGAGACUCCAACCACAACUGAGGCUCCAACAACAACAGAGGCUCUAACAACAACUGAGACUCUAACCACUACUGAGGCUCUAACAACAACUGAGGCUCUAACCACAACUGAGGCUCUAACCACAACUGAAGCUCCAACCACAACUGAGGCUCCAACAACAACAAUAGAGUCUCUAACAACAACUGAGACUCCAACCACUACUGAGGCUCCAACAACAACUGAGGCUACAACCACAAAUGAGGUUCCAACCACUACUGAGGCUCUAACAACAACUGAGAUUACAACCACAACUGAGAUUCCAACCACUACUGAGGCUCCAACAAUAACUGAGGCUCCAAAAACAACUGAGGCUCUAACCACUACUGAGGCUCCACCCACUACUGAGACUCAAACAACAACUGAGGCUCUAACCACAACUGAGGCUCCAACUAAUACUGAGGCUCUAACCACAACAGAAGCUCUAAAAACAACUGAAACUCCAGCCACUACUGAGGUUCUAUCCAAUACAGAGACUCCAACAACAACUGAGGCUCCAACAACAACUGAGGCUCUAACCACAGCCGAGGCUACAACCACUACUAAGGCUCCAACAACAACUGAGGCUCUAACAACAAAUGAGGCUCCAACCACAACUGAGGCUCUAACAACAACUGAGGCACUAACAACAACUGAGGCUCUAACAACAACUGGGGCUCAAACAACAACUGAGGCUCCAACCACUACUGAGGCUCCAACCACUACUGAGAAUCUAACAACAACUGAGGUUCUAACAACAAAUGAGGCUCCAACCACUACUGAGGCUCUAACCACUACUGAGACUCUAACAACAACUGAGACUCUAACCACAUCUGAUGCUCUAACAACUGCUGAGGCUCUAACAACAACUGAGGCUCCAACCACUACUGAGGCUCCAACUACUACUGAGGCUCCAACAUCAAUUGAGGCUCUAACCACUACUGAGGCUCCAACCACUACUGAGGCUCAAACAACAACAGAGGAUCUAACAACAACUGAGACUCCAACCACUACUGAGGCUCCAACAACAAUUGUUGCUCUUACCACAAUUGAGGCUCCAACCACUACUGAGACUCCAACCACAACUGAGGCUCCAACAACAACAGAUGCUCUAACAACAACUGAGGCUCUAACCACUACUGAGGCUCUAACAACAACUGAGGCUCUAACAACAACUGAGGCUCUAACCACAACUGAAGCUCCAACCACAACUGAGGCUCCAACAACAUCAAUAGAGGCUCUAACAACAACUGAGACUCCAACCACUACUGAGACUCCAACCACUACUGAGACUAUAACUACACCUGAGGCUCUAACCACAAAUGAGGCUCCAACCACUACUGAGACUCCAACAACAACUGAGGUUCUAACAACAACUGAAACUCCAACCACUACUGAGGCUCCAACCACAAUUGAGGCUCCAACAACAACAGAGGCUCUAGCAACAACUGACACUCCAACCACUACUGAGGCUCCAACAACAACUGAGGCUCUAACAACAACUGAGGUUCUAACAACAAAUGAGGCUCCAACCACUACUGAGGCUCUAACAACUACUGAGACUCUAACAACAACUGAGACUCUAACCACACCUGAUGCUCUAACAACUGCUGAGGCUCUAACAACAACUGAGGCUCCAACCACUACUGAGGCUCCAACCACUACUGAGGCUCCAACCACUACUAAGGCUCCAACAACAAUUGAGGCUCUAACCACUACUGAGGCUCCAACCACUACUGAGGCUCAAACAACAACAGAGGAUCUAACAACAACUGAGACUCCAACCACUACUGAGGCUCCAACAACAAUUGUUGCUCUUACCACAAUUGAGGCUCCAACCACUACUGAGACUCCAACCACAACUGAGGCUCCAACAACAACAGAGGCUCUAACAACAACUGAGACUCUAACCACUACUGAGGCUCUAACAACAACUGAGGCUCUAACCACAACUGAGGCUCUAACCACAACUGAAGCUCCAACCACAACUGAGGCUUCAACAACAACAAUAGAGUCUCUAACAACAACUGAGACUCCAACCACUACUGAGGCUCUAACCACAACUGAAGCUCCAACCACAACUGAGGCUCCAACAACAUCAAUAGAGGCUCUAACAACAACUGAGACUCCAACCACUACUGAGGCUCCAACAACAACUGAGGCUACAACCGCAAAUGAGGUUCCAGCCACUACUGAGGCUCUAACAACAACUGAGAUUACAACCACAACUGAGAUUCCAACCACUACUGAGGCUCCAACAACAACUGAGGCUCCAAAAACAACUGAGGCUCUAACCACUACUGAGGCUCCAACAACAACUGAGACUCUAUCAACAACUGAGGCUCUAACCACAACUGAGGAUCCAACUAAUACUGAGGCUCUUACCACAACAGAGGCUCUAAAAACAACUGAAAGUCCAGCCACUACUGAGGUUCUAACCAAUACAGAGACUCCAACAACAACUGAGGCUCCAACAACAACUGAGGCUCUAACCACAACCGAGGCUACAACCACUACUAAUGCUCCAACAACAACUGAGGCUCUAACAACAAAUGAGACUCCAACCACAACUGAGGCUCUAACAACAACUGAAACACUAACAACAACUGAGGCUCUAACAACAACUGAGGCUCAAACAACAACUGAGGCUUCAACCACUACUGAGGCUCUAACAAUAACAGAGGCUCUAACAACAACUGAGACUCCAACAACUACUGAGGCUCCAACAACAACUGAGGCUCCAACCACUUUUGAGGCUAUAACAACAACAGAGGCCCCAACCACAACUGAGACUCCAACCACAACCGAGGCUCUAACAACUACUGAGACUCCAACCACUACUGGGGAUCUAACAACAACUGAGGCUCUAACGACAACUGAGGCUCCAACCACUACUGACACUCUAACAACAACUGAGACUCCAACCACUACUGAGACUCAAACAAUAACUGAGGCUCUAUCCACAACUGAGGCUGUAACCACUACUGAUAUUCUAACCAGUACUGAGGCUCCAACAACAACUGAGGCUCCAACAACAACUGAGGUUCCAACCACUACUGAGGCUCCAACCACUACUGAUGCUCCAACCACUACUGAGACUCCAACAACAACGGAGGCUCCAGCAAGAACUGAGGCUCAAACCACAACUGAGGCUCCAUCCACAACUGAGGCUCUAACAAAAACUGAGACUACAACCACUACUGAGGCUCCAUCAACAACUGAGGCUACAACCACAACUGAGGCUUCAACCACAACUGAUUCCCUAGCAACAACUGAGACUCCAACAACAACUGAGGCUCCAACAGCAUCUGAGGCUCUUAUCACAACUGAGGCUCCAACCACUACUGAGACUUUAACAACAACUGAGGCUCCAACUCCUUCUGAGUCUCCAACCACUUCUGAGGCUCCAACCAUUACUAAGACUUCAACAACAACUGAGGCUCCAGCAACAACUGAGGCUCUUACCACAACUGAGGCUUCAACCACUACUGAGGUUCCAACAACAACUGAGGCUCUAACCGCAACUGAGGCUCCAACCACUACUGAGGCUCCAACCACUACUGAGGCUUCAACUUCUACUGAGGCUCCACUCACAACUGAGUCUUCAACAACAACUGGGGCUCUAACAACAACUGAGACUCCAACUACUUCUGAAGCUCUAACAACAACUGAGACUCUAAACACAACUGAGGCUCCAACCACUACUGAGGCUCCAAUCACAACUGAGGCUUCAACAACAUCUGAUGCUCUAACAACAACUGAGACUCCAACUACUACUGAUGCUCUAACAGCAACUGAGACUCUAACCACAACUGAGGCUCCAAAUACUUCUGAGGCUCCAACCACUACUGAGGCUCCAAACACCACUAAGGCUUUAACAACAACUGCGGCUCCAACCACUACUGAGGCUCUAACAACAACUGAGACUCCAACCACUACUGAGGCUCCAACACCAACUGAGACUAUAACAACUGAGGCUCCAACCACUACUAAGGCUUCAUUCACUACUGAGACUCUAACAACAACUGAAACUCUUACAACAACUGAGACUCUAACAACAACUGAGACUCUAACCACUACUGAAUAUCUAUCCACACCUGAGGCUCCAACCACUACUGAGACUCUAACCACAACUGAGGCUCUAACAACAACUGAGGCUAUAACCACUAAUGAUGCUCUAACCACUACUGAGACUCUUACCACAACUGAUUCUCUAACAACAACUGAGGCUCCAACCAUAACUGAGGCUCCAACCACUUCUGAGAUUCUAACAACAACUGAAGCUCCAACCACUACUGAGACUCCAACAACAACUGAGACUCCAACCACUACUGAGACUCCAACCACUACUGAGACUCCAACAACAACAACUGAGAUUACAACCACUACUGAGGCUCGAACCACUACUGAGACUCUAAAAACAACUGAAACUCCAACUACUACUGAGACUCUAACAACAACUGAGUUUCCAACGACAACUGAGAAACUAACAUUAACUGAGGCCCUAACCACAACUGAGGUUCCAAGCACUACUGAGACUCUAACCACAACUAAGACUCUAACAACUACUGAGGCUCUAACCACAACUGAGGCUCCAACCACUACUGAGACUCUAACAACAACUGAGACUCUACCAACAACUGAGGUUCUACCAACAACUGAGGCUCUAACCACAACUGAGGCUCCAACCACUACUGAGGCUCCAACCACUACUGAGGCUCUAACCACAACUGAGGCUCCAACAACAACAGAGGCUCUAACCACAACUGAGGCUCCAACCGCUACUGAGACUCUAACAACAACUGAGACUCUAACAACAACUGAGGCUCUAACCACAACUGAGGCUCCAACCACUACUGAGACUCUAACAAAAACUGAGACUAUAACAACAACUGAGGCUCCAACCACUAUUGAGACUCUAACAACAACUGAUACUCUAACAACAACUGAGGCUCUAACCACAACUGAGGCUCCAACCACUGCUGAGACUCUAACAACAACUGAGACUCUAACAACAAAUGAGACUCUAACAACAACUGAGACUCUUACAACAACUGAGACUCCAACCACUAAUGAGGCUCUAACAACAACUGAGGCUCCAACCACUACUGAGACUCUAACCACAACUGAGACUCUAACCACAACUGAGGCUCUUUUCACUAUUGAGACUCUUACAACUACUGAGACUCUAACAACAACUGAGGCUCCAACCACAACUGAGAUUCUAGCAACAACUGAGAUUCUAAAAACAACAGAGGCUCCAACAACAUCUGAGACUCUUACAACUACUGAAACAACAACCGCGGAUGCAACAACAACUGUGUCCGAAACAACAAGUGUGGCUGUUACAACAAUAGUAGCUGCUACAACAACUGCGGAAUCUACAACAACUGCGAUAGAAUCAACAACUGCGGCUGCUACAACAACUGCGGAAGCUACUACCACUUCGGCCGAAACAACAACUGCGGCAGCAACAACAACUGCAGAAGUCACUACAACUGCGGCAGCUACAACAACGGUAGCUGCUACAACCACUGCCGUAGAAACAACAACUGGGGUAGAAACAACAACUGGGGCUGAUACAUCAACUGCGAAAGCUACAACAAUUUGGGCUGCUACAACAACUGUAGCUGCUACAGCAAGUGCGGAAGCUACGCCAUCUGUGCCAGAGACAACACAUAAUGACAGCACUACCACUCCUGCUACAACAGAGACAAAUACUGACAGCACCAUCACUCCUGCUACAACAGAGACAAGUACUGACAGCACCACUCCUCGUGCUACAACAGAGACAAUUACUGAGAGCACCACCACUCCUGCUACAACAGAGACAAAUACUGACAGCACCACCACUCCUGCUACAACAGAGACAAUUACUGAGAGCACCACCACUCCUGCUACAACAGAGACAAUUACUGAGAGCACCACCACUCCUGCUACAACAGAGACAAGAACUGAGAGCACCACAACUCCUGCUACAACAGUGACAAGUACUGAGAGCACCACCACUCCUGCUACAACAGAGACAAUUACUGAGAGCACCACCACUCCUACUUACAACAGUCUCAAGUACUGAUAGCACCACCACUCCUGCUACAACAGAGACAAAUACUGACAGCACCACCAAUCCAGCUACAACAGUGACAAUUACUGAAAGCACCACCACUCCUGCUACAACAGUGACAAUUUCUGAGAGCACCACCACUCCUGCUACAACAGAGACAAA
Messenger RNA from Dreissena polymorpha, 14847 nucleotides. Its product is annotated as mucin-2-like. The transcript is spliced from 6 exons. The record is from RefSeq and is a predicted model, not a curated record. NCBI's taxonomy places the organism in Eukaryota, Metazoa, Mollusca, Bivalvia, Myida, Dreissenidae. The coding region runs from base 1 to 14697 and encodes 4898 amino acids.